This is a messenger RNA of Haliotis rufescens (red abalone), 1344 nucleotides long. RefSeq lists its product as uncharacterized. The transcript is spliced from 2 exons. The record is from RefSeq and is a predicted model, not a curated record. Gene Ontology annotation, molecular function: zinc ion binding. The coding region runs from base 1 to 1344 and encodes 447 amino acids. Lineage: Eukaryota; Metazoa; Mollusca; Gastropoda; Lepetellida; Haliotidae.
AUGACCAAAGUUGCCAACACAAGCAGGCCAGUUGAAGAAUACCCGAAGUGCAUCCUAUGUAGUGAUGAAGGAGCGGCACCUCCAGCAACUGCUUGGUGUGCUGACUGUGACAUCAGUCUUUGUGAGGGAUGCCAGAAGGCUCACAGACGUAUUCCUGCCACUCGUCACCAUGACGUUUCUGACCUGUCCACAGAGGUCAAAAUCAACCAAAGACGCAAACCAUUCUGUAAGCAACAUCCAGAUCAAAGCAUGCAGUUCUACUGCAAAGAUUGUAAGAAACUACAAUGUCAGUCCUGUUGCAUCCUGUAUCACAGAAAGUGUGAGGCAAUUCUACCGUUUGAAUCCGUUAUGCCAGAACUGAUCAGCUGUGUUACAGGAGUUAAGGAAAGACUAGCGUCUCAUUUACAAGCAACAGACAGUUUGCUAACAGUUUUAGAAACCAAACGGACUGAGGUAAUAAAGAACAGAGUCACCGUUCAGUGUCAGAUCCGAUCCACAAUCCAGACAGUCACAGAAGCCAAAAUGAAGAAGGAACGACAACUCCUGGACCAACUGGAUGACGCCACUGAGAAACACAUCGAGCGACUGAAAACUGAAAUGAAGUCUGAGGAGGUGGCCAAGCGGAUGAUAAGUCAUCACUCUGUGAUGAUAGACAGAGCUCUGGAGUCUGGAAGUGAAAUGGACAUCUAUGAGAUGUACCUGUGGUGUGAGUCAGAGGAGUUUCCUACAGUAUACGACCCAGAUUCAGAUAUAAAAUAUGAACUGAGAGAGAAAGUAUGUUUUAUGCAUGAGUGUGAAGAGAUCUGUAACAAUAUACACGAGGUAAGCUUGGGUGAAAUUGAUACCAUAUAUGAAGAUGUGUUUGAUUCUACAUCGUCAUCAGUUCUGCACGACACAGUGGUCAUACAAACAGAAGCUGAGACAAGUUUACCUCAUGUUUAUGAUGUGGCAGUGUUCAAUGAAGGCGGUACAGACACCAUAGUUGUAACUGAUAAUAACAACAAGUGCGUCAAAUCCUUCUACACACGCAAUACUCAACCCUGUCAGAGUAAGCUCUCUGUUCAGAGCCCCCCUCGGCGGAUUGCAAAACUUAAUGCCCAUCACAUGGCCAUGACCCUUCCCGAGACAAGGGAGAUAAUAGUGAUUGAAGUGAACCCUGACCUUGUUCUCCAAUCAUACAUUUUAACGAGGAAGAAGUACUUUGGUCUGACAGCCCUGACACCGACUACCCUGGCAGCAGGAUCCGGGUCGCCUCCCUGUGUGGACAUCCUGGACAUGGCGGGGAAUGUGUUGAGGACGCUGAAUCAUGCAGUCAUGCCCCAAGAAGUCAUGUGCUAUGUAUGA